GAUGCUACUGCGGAGGGUGGUCGGGGGAGGCCGGGCGGUAGCCGCCGCGGCCCGUGGCUCGGCAAGUACCAGGAGGGGUCUUGGCAGCGUCGAAGGGCACGUCCGAGAGGCCGUUGUCCGGCGGCCCGCACGUACCGGGAGGAGCCCUGGCCCCUCCACCCGCACGUGGGGACGGAGCCGGGAGGAUCGCGCGCUGGCCGCCGCCGAAGGGCCCCUCGCUCCUCUCCUCCAUCCGCUUUUACCGAGUCCCCGCCCCGGAAUCUGUGGAGGGGCCGCUUAGCCCCGGGAGAGGAAGCAGCCCGGUGAACGGCCACUUUCCUGUUUCUCAGUAUCCGCCGAGCGCCUGUUGUGCGAGACCUUCUGGGCUCUGGGGAUUGGCCGUGGACAUGGAGCGGAUGAUGCUCCUCGCAGGACUAGUUAGAGAAAUAAGUGAAGGGGCUCGCGGGUUCUCCAGCCCAGACUGCUGCCAGAGGCUUCCUGGAGGUGGCAGCUUUCUUCAAAGGCACCAUCCCGGAGCGCAAGCCCCUGAUGGGCGCAGAAAAUUCGGGACAGACAACGUACAGGUGGGCUCCCAAGCAGGUGCAGACGGCACCAGGCCGCCCAAGGCAUCGCUGCCCAGUGGGGGCCCCUCAGAACCCCAGUACCCGCUGCCACCUGAGCUCCAGCCGCCCACAAACUGCUGCAUGAGUGGCUGCCCCAACUGCGUGUGGGUGGAGUACGCGGACAGGCUGCUGCAGCACUUCCAGGACGGUGGGGAGCGGGCCCUGGCUGCCCUGGAGGAGCACGUGGCUGAUGAGAACCUCAAGGCCUUCCUCAGGAUGGAGAUCCGGCUCCACACCAGGUGCGGAGGCUGAGCCAGCCCUGCUGGACUCCCUCCACAGGACGGAGUCCAGGACGCAGCCACAGCCUCCUUCCUUCACACCCCCUCACGGACUCCUUGUGUCCAACGGGAAUAGGAAGAAUUAUUUAUUGACUUCACCUGAGAAAAAAAUAAAUUCUCUGUGGUGGUUUCACAGGAA
Molecule: messenger RNA, 1019 nt
Organism: Nomascus leucogenys (northern white-cheeked gibbon)
Lineage: Eukaryota; Metazoa; Chordata; Mammalia; Primates; Hylobatidae
Gene: OXLD1
Product: oxidoreductase like domain containing 1
Cellular component (GO): mitochondrion
Source: RefSeq, a predicted model, not a curated record